AUGGCUAUGUUGGAUAUGUUAAGUUCGAAUUUGAUUGUACUUAAUGUAUUUGUUGAAGGAGGAAAAAAGUUGGGAGACCUAGCUGAUGAUGUUAAUGAGAGUGAAGCUGCGAUAGGUACUGUUGCUGAUGUUGGGAGUGGAAAUCAGAAUGUUAUAGAAGAUGAUGAUAGUGAAUAUGACUUAGAAUAUAACCCUAAGUGUGAUGAAGCAUCCGAUGUAAGUUUAGAUGAGCUUGAUUUCAUAUCUGAUGAUGAGUUUGUACAUGCUAGAGUAAAUUUGAAAAAAGUAGUUAAUGUGUUUGACAUUAUAGACACAUAUGAUGUGAAUGAUGAUUUUGAUGAUGGUGAGGAGCCUGCUUCUGAAUAUGAUGAAUCUGAUGGUGAUGUGCAGUCUUCUGAAACGGAUGAGGAUGAUGAUGGUAAGAGGUAUAGGAAAAGUAGAGUGAUCUAUGACCCUAAAUGUAAGCACAAAGAACUAAAAGUUGUUAUUGGAAUGCAAUUCCAAGAUGGUUUGGAGUGUAGAAGGGCUUUGACAUCAUGGGCAAUAGAAACUGGUAAGCACAUCCAUUUUAGGAAGGUCUCCAAAACUAAGUGCAUGGCUAAGUGUAAUCCUCCAUGUCCCUGGAAAAUCUAUGCUAGUGUUGUAAGCAGUGAUGGAACGUUUAGAGUAAAAUCUUAUGCCGGUGAUCAUAAGUAUUGUCCUAGGAAUAUGAAUAAUAAGAUUGUAAGCAGUAAGUGGUUAGCUAAAAGAUACCUUAGUGUCUUUAGAGUAAGAUAUGAUAUGAAAGUGGCGGAAUGGAGAAAAGACAUUCUUUUGAGAUUUAAGACAGAAGUUUCCAAGGAUAGGCUGUACAAAGCAAAAAAGAUUGCCCAAGAAAUGGUCAGAGGUUCAAUAGAUGCACAUUAUGCAUCAAUUAGGAGAUACCUAGCAGAAUUAAGGAGGUGUGAUAGAGAUGGGAGGUUUGAGCUACUCUUGGGUGAUGGAGAUGUGUUUAAGGGUUUGUAUGUUGGUUUUAGUUCGACCAUGAAGGGAUUUAAGUUAAGUUGCAGACCUUUGAUUGGCCUCGAUGGGUGUUUCUUGAAGACUUACCUGGGAGGGAUUUUGUUGUGUGCCACUGGGAAGGAUGGAAACAAUCAAAUGUUUCCUAUUGCAUGGGCAGUAGUUGAGAUAGAAAAUGAAGCAUGUUGGACAUGGUUUUUGAAGUGCCUUCUUGAAGAUCUUGGGAUUACAGAUGGGCAUGGUUGGACAUUCAUCAGUGAUCAACAAAAGGUAGUACUUAUUUACAGUAAGUUUCUUCUUUAA
Molecule: messenger RNA, 1302 nt
Organism: Salvia miltiorrhiza (redroot sage)
Lineage: Eukaryota; Viridiplantae; Streptophyta; Magnoliopsida; Lamiales; Lamiaceae
Exons: 1
Coding region: 1-1302 (433 amino acids)
Source: RefSeq, a predicted model, not a curated record